GGCCGAACAUCGCCACAGUUAAAAGUUCAACUACCACAUGGAGGAAUAUUGGUGGGACGUCACCUAAUAACGAAUAAAGGUCGUCAUAUGCGAGCAUUUAUGGGUGUCCCAUACGCAGAACCUCCUGUGGGAAAAUUACGUUUUAAGCCACCCGUUCCAUAUCGUGCAUGGAGUGGAGAAAAGCAAGCGAUAGAAGAUUCUCCAAAAUGUACACAACGUGAUCCCUUUCGACGGGAUAUGGAAAUAGAAGGCAGUGAAGAUUGUUUAUACAUAAAUGUCUAUACACCAGAGGUACCCAAUACCAAAGAAACUUUACCGGUUAUGGUUUGGUUCCAUGGCGGUGGCUGGGAAUGUGGUUCAGGUAUUAGCAGUUUUUAUGGUCCCGAAUUUUUGCUUAACCACGAUAUUAUUUUGGUAUCGGCCAAUUUCCGUUUGGGUCCACUUGGAUUUUUAAGUACUGAAACAUUGGACUGUCCUGGUAAUUUUGGAUUAAAGGAUCAAUUGGAAGUAUUGAAAUGGAUACAGACAAACAUAGCGGCAUUCGGCGGUAAUCCGAAGAGUGUUACGAUUUUUGGCGAAAGUGCAGGUGGUGCAAGUGUUACCUAUCACAUGUUGUCGGACAAAUCCAAAGGUUUAUUCCACAAAGGAAUUGCCCAAUCCGGAACAUAUUUCAAUCCAUGGGCACAGCCAGCCCAUAAAGGUGUACCCGCACAAAGAGCAAAGAAAAUGGCCAAACUUUUGGGUUGUCCAAGUGACGGCAAUUGGUCGAAAAUGUUAGAUUGCCUAAGAGAGAAGCCGGCAAAUGAUGUGGUGUCCACAAUUUAUGAUUUGUUUGAAUGGGAUUUCGAUCCCAUGAUACCAUUUCCACCUGUCGUGGAACCAGAACAUCCAGAUGCCUUCCUAACCAUUCUCCCACGAGCUGCUCCACCGCCACAUGGCUUGAAACUGCCGCUUAUGAUUGGAGCCACGUCCGAAGAGGGUCUCUUAAAAACAGCUGCACUUUUAAAUCUACCUCAUGUGUUGAAUGAUUUUAAAGCCAAAUUUGAUAAAGUGCUACCAAUCAUUCUAAACUACGACCACUUAAAGGAAUCAGAACAACAGGAGAUCAAUCAAAAACUGCAAGAAUUCUAUCUUAAAAAUGGUCAUGAUUAUGAUAAAUUCAAUCAUCAAAAUAUAACCGAUUUAAUAUCGGAUGGCUGGUUCAUUGCCGGCAUUGACGAAUAUAUACGUUUGCGAAUACAAAACCUCAAGAACUAUCCGCAGAGUGUUGGUCCAACAUUUGUUUAUUUAUUCGAACAUAAAGGUGCUGCAAGUUUCUCGGAAUUAUUUAAAGGAGGUCGUGAAGAUUAUUAUGGUGCCUGUCAUGCCGAAGAAUUGCAAUAUUUAUUCCCUAUUGCCCAUAGCCUUUUUGUUAGCGCAUCGCCCACGGAAAAUGACUUGAAUGUAAGAGAGAUUAUGCUUGAAUUGUGGGUUAAUUUUGCUAAAACAAGUAAUCCAACACCUGCCGAAUCGAAUCUGUCCACGUGGAAACCCGCUGAAACCUACCCUGUAACAUUUGCCAAAAUUGGUAGUAAAAAUGAAGAUGAAAAGAUUCUGCUUAGAUAUGACAAAGAACUGUAUCAACAAAGAGUGGAUUUUUGGAACAAACUCAAACCUCACGUCCCAGCCCAGGAAUUCAAACUGCAUGAUGAACUGUGA
Messenger RNA from Musca vetustissima, 1698 nucleotides. RefSeq names its product venom carboxylesterase-6. The record is from RefSeq and is a predicted model, not a curated record. The transcript is spliced from 7 exons. NCBI's taxonomy places the organism in Eukaryota, Metazoa, Arthropoda, Insecta, Diptera, Muscidae. The coding region runs from base 88 to 1698 and encodes 536 amino acids.